GUGCCGAAGAGCAAGACCGAUCGGUAUUUAUGUACAUACAUCAGUUGAUGCGAAGCCGUGAAACGGAGUGUAAACAAAAAGUGUAAGCACGUGUUUGCGAAAUUGAAAAAUAAAAAAACUUAACAUGGAUAAAGGAUUAAUACGCAAGAGAUAUGCUGUGAAUAGCGAAUUCGAACACCAAUCCGUCGAUGAACGUCUUGGGCGUAUUGAGAAAGCAUUGGAGAGAAUUGAAAACAGACAAAUAAAAAUUGAAGGAUACUUCGCGAAUUGAAAAAACUUUGGAGGCAAUUAACAAUAGGCAAAUGAAAAUUGAAGAAACCUUACAGGAUACCUUGCCCAAAAUUCGCUCAGCUGUAGACCAAUUGAUAAAGAAAAAUGUUCCAAUUACCACCAAAAAGAUAUUUCCAAUAUUGACUUUGGGUGAUCUGGAGGAAGCAAACAAGGAAGUUGGCAAUGAAAUCGAGAAAUACACUCAAAUAUUAAAAAUAAUAAUUAAUCCGGAAGGAAUUUUUAAAAAUUUCAAUCGAAUUUUAAGCGAUGAAGUCAUUCAUCAGUUAAAUUAUGAUGGGGUGAAUUCCAAAAUUGCCUUUAAAGAGUAUAAGUCCUUGAAUAAGGCAUUGUUUGAAGCCACUGCCAAAGAAGGGACUACACAUAAAGACUUCGUAAAAGAGAUCAGAAACUGUUUUCGUGCAUAUAAGAGCCGCAAUUUCAAAAAAUUGUAUGACCAAAAGAAAAAGUCAAUAAAUAGCCAAUAGUUAUAUUUUCAACACUUAA
Messenger RNA from Rhagoletis pomonella (apple maggot), 774 nucleotides. RefSeq lists its product as uncharacterized. NCBI's taxonomy places the organism in Eukaryota, Metazoa, Arthropoda, Insecta, Diptera, Tephritidae. The coding region runs from base 303 to 755 and encodes 150 amino acids. The record is from RefSeq and is a predicted model, not a curated record. The transcript is spliced from 6 exons.